This is a messenger RNA of Papilio polytes (common Mormon), 2224 nucleotides long. Its product is annotated as protein I'm not dead yet-like. The record is from RefSeq and is a predicted model, not a curated record. The transcript has 15 exons. Gene Ontology annotation, molecular function: citrate transmembrane transporter activity; succinate transmembrane transporter activity. The coding region runs from base 1 to 1725 and encodes 574 amino acids. Gene Ontology annotation, biological process: monoatomic anion transmembrane transport; citrate transport. NCBI's taxonomy places the organism in Eukaryota, Metazoa, Arthropoda, Insecta, Lepidoptera, Papilionidae. Gene Ontology annotation, cellular component: membrane.
AUGGAACCUAUAGUUAAUGUUCCUGAACCACCUUCUAACAUCCCUUCUGAUGUAUCAGAUGAGAACGACAUUGUAACUAUAAAACUGAAGAUAAAAUUAUUUCUUUUUAAUCACUGGCGUGGGUUGUUUUGUUUCCUGGUGCCUUUGAUUUUGAUACCAGUUCACUUCACGAUUCCCACAGAAAAAUAUCAAUGGUGUGCGUACACUUUGGUGCUGAUGGCGUUAUUCUGGGUAACAGAAUGUAUUCCCCUGCCAGUUACCUCUAUAAUGCCUAUAGUAAUAUUUCCAAUGAGUGGAAUUAUGAAUACAACAAUGACUUGCAAAUGUUAUAUUAACGAUACCAUAAUAAUGUUUUUGGGAAGCAUGUUUCUAGCCUAUGCCGUGGAACAAUCCGGGCUACACAAACGACUCGCGCUCUGUGCUGUACGAACUAUAGGAUAUUCUCAUUACAAAUUACUCUUCGCGAUGUCUUUCAUCACAAUGUUCAUAUCGAUGUGGAUCACAAACACAGCGGCGGCUACCAUGAUGGUUCCUAUUAAUUUCGCUCUUCUACAAGUUUUUGAGAAAGAAAAUAUACUUAAAAUCUAUGAAAUUGGUCCAGAUGGAGACAACAUAGCAUCAGAUAUAACAACGUGUUACUUUUGUGCUUCCACUUUUUCUGCUACUAUUGGUGGAAUUGGCACAUUAGUUGGGACAGCAACCAAUUUAGUAUUUAAAGGCCUUUUCAAUAAGAUGUAUCCAGAUGCACCUGAAUAUUUAUCUUUCCCCAAAUUUUCAGCAUUUGCAAUUCCAUUGAUGUUAAUAUUAGAGAUUUUAAUGUAUUUAAACAUGCUGAUUAUUUAUUUUGGAUUUCUAAGGCCCAACAGUGCUGCGUUUAGGAGUUCAAAAAUUACACCAGAGGGCGUGGAAGCUGCCAAAAAAUCUGUCGAUGAAGAAUGGAAGAAAUUGGGACGAAUCACUUUUUGGGAAAUUAUAGUUAUUAUUUUAUUUAGUCUUGCCAUUUUACUUUUCUUUAGUCGUUCUCCUGAAAUUUUUCUUGGCUGGGGAGACCAGAUUGUACAAAUUUUUCACUUAGCGGACCGGAAAUUUGCGUUGGAUUCAUCUGCAGUCACACUCGUCUGUUUCUUAAUGCUUGUGGUGCCAUCUACAACACAAUUCAUCGAAUAUUUUAAGACUAAAGAUACUACGAAUCAGCCAUCGGGAUCAAUACCAUCUGUACUUAAUUGGCAUUUAAUGGAUGAAAUAAUGCCUUACAGUUUCAUGUUCCUCUUGGGAGGAGGUUUUGCCCUUUCCGAAGCUGCGAAAAAAGAAUAUUCGGAUUUGAAUGGGAAAAUAGGACAACUUUUAAAAAACUUGAGCUCGUUACCGAAUUUUCUUAUAAUAUUCUUAAUAAUAAUAUUCACAACUUUUGUAACAAACUUUGCCUCAAAUGUCGCAGUGUGCAAUGUUAUAACACCUAUAGCCAUGCAAUUGGCUAAAGAAAUAAACGUAAAUCCACUUUGGUACAACAUAGCAGUCGGAUUUACAUCUUCGUUCUGUUUCAUGCUACCUGUCGGAACGCCGGGAAAUCUUGUGGUACAGAGUGCCGCCAAUAUACCUACUGUUAAAAUGAUCAAAGCUGGCCUUGCACCAUCUCUGGCAACGGUUAUUGUGACUUGGAUUUUUGUCUGCUUCUGGGCACCGCUAAUCUGGCCUGAUUUACAUAUGUUGCCCCCAUGGUUGUGAAGUAAUAAAAACUUUAUUUUUUUUUUAAAUAAGAUGUUUUUUGUAAAAACCAUUACAUUACAACAGCUCCUAUGACAAUGACAAAAAAUUCAUUAUACCGACUCGUCAUUUUCACACUAUGAAUUUUGAAGAUGUGAACAAGAAAAUAUAAUGAGAUUGAAUGUGAAUGGCUAAAAGUAAAAAGUAAAGGAAAAUCAUAGACAAUAUGGAUUGAUUGUGGGAAAGAGGAUAUGGUUAAGGGAAUGAAUUUAUGUGAUUACUGCUAGAGAUGUAUGGAAGAGUACAGUACAUACUGACGACCCUUCGUAGGGCCAAGGUUAAAGAUAUCUAUUAAAAAGACUUCCUUUCUUAAAUUUUCUAACGAUUGUUGCUCAAAUUACAGUUUUUGCUUAGCUUCCUCUAAAACGUCUAUUCUAUCCCUAACUACGGAAUCCCCAUCACCGCUGUCUUCAAUCUUAAAAAUAGCGAAAACCAAAUAGACAACAACGACAGUCCUCGU